Arthroderma uncinatum is the source of this 3285-nucleotide messenger RNA. Its product is annotated as C-x8-C-x5-C-x3-H type zinc finger protein. Gene Ontology annotation, molecular function: transcription coactivator activity; chromatin DNA binding. Bases 1 to 3285 code for a protein of 1094 amino acids. The record is from RefSeq and is a predicted model, not a curated record. Lineage: Eukaryota; Fungi; Ascomycota; Eurotiomycetes; Onygenales; Arthrodermataceae. The transcript is spliced from 9 exons.
AUGGACUCGACUACCGACCCCAAUCCCCCGCCGCCGACGGACCCCAGUGCAGGCCAUUUCCACGGCGAGUUCUGGGGUGGGAUCAACCCGCUCUACGGCUCGAGCCAGCCUGCCGACCAGCCCUUUGGCAUUGGAAUGUCACCGUACCAGGCACAACAGCCUCCCGCCUUCGAGUCUUCGCAGUCGACCUCUCCUGCUUAUCACACAUAUACAUAUGAACCCCAGGCUUACUAUACAACUCAGCCGCAAGUCCAACAUCAUAGUACGUUCGACCAGCAGCCUGCAAGUGCCCAAGCACAACGAGUGGCCCAGUCUUCUUCCGUGCCCGCGAACUCGCUUGAACGGCAACCACAAUCUUCCUACUUAGUCCCAAGCAGUUUACAGCUGGGAAUUCAGAAUGGAGCCCCCGUCAACUUCUCAGGCGACUUCACCACUCGACACUCCCACUCCCCAUACCACAGUACUAUCGACCCGCACUUCCUCUCUACACCAGACCAAUCAUCACAACCGCAGCAGCAGCAGCACCAACAGCAGCAGCAACUGUAUGCCAUUAACCCUGCAGAGCUAGAACGGUCAGCAAGCUUGAAGAAUCUCCAUCUACAUAUGGCAAAUGGCAUGCAAUCUGUCGUCCCACAAGUUCCUACUGGGCUAGUGGGCCAUGGACCUAGUGUCUAUCACAACGACCUUCAAGUCAUUCUCCCGAAGCCAUCAAAAGCUACCAAACCCCGGAAAAAGAAAGAUGUAGAACACAAAACGCAAACUCUCCUAAAUAAAUUUCUAACAAAGCCAGUGGGGCAGCAGCCGAAUCAACCCGCAAGCGAGUCUUCAAGUGAUUAUAGCAGCGAAGAAUCAGAUGACGAUCUCGAGAUAGAAGAACCGCCUCCGGAACCUUCACCCUUGCCCGCUGCGCGGCCAGACGACAUUGAAGGUAGGACGAGGUAUGAUACUCUUAAAGUGGUCUGGUCUCCGCGGAAUCGACAUGCAAAAGCGUCCGAUGUAAGGAAUUCUAUGAUUCUAUUCUCGGACCUUGUUAAGGGAGUCCGUGAUACCUGGAAGGCUCGUAGCGAGGCCUUAAAAGCUGCUGAGAACCAGAACCUUGAAGAAAAGGUCCCGGCUCUCAAGAAGGAGGUAAUCCUUCAGAGGCGGCUGUUAGACCUCAUUGUCAACACUACGCUGGAAUUUGGGCACCCAUCAUAUAUUAGAAGCCAUGUUAAGGGGAGAUUUCCCGCAACAUGCAUGCCAUCUUUCAUCUGGAUGCUAGAGGCAAUAUCCGGCUCCUUGAAUAAAAUGGAGAAGACUACCUGCGGCGUACAAUUCGGCGAACAUCCUAGUAUUGUUGCGGCAUUCUACUCUUUCCUUCUGGAUCGCCACACGGCUGCAGAUAGUGAUGGCCCUCUAACGGUCGAUAUACUAAAGUUGAUGGGGAAAUUUACCACUAUGGAUCAUGCAAUGCUCGAAAAGACAAAAAAUGAUAAGAUCCUUUCGCGGUUUGUCAAGAAGGGAGGAAAUGCAAUCAAGCAGCUGGCACAAUUUAUUAUGGACAACGCUGCAGCCGUCACUAAGAAAAAGGCUGAAGCUGCGAAAUCCUCUGUUAAGGAUAGUGGCGCGGCAGGUGCCUCUGGAUCCCAAUCUUCGAAACCGCGAGAUCGUAACAGCAACCCUUCACAACCGGUUGCUGGCAUCAAACGUGCUAGGGAAGAUGAUAAUGGCGCGAUACUUAUAAAGCGGGUUGUUUCCCCUUCGUCUGGAAAGCCUGUUGCUCGAAAUACUGCCACUACUGCUACUGCCGUAGGCAGGAAAGCUCUUACCGCUGGAAAAGACCUUAAAUCGGUUACCAGUAGUACUAGUCAACUUACGAAGCCGAAGGCUAACAUUGUCACCCCCAAGCCGACCCCAAAUCUUUUCAGCAGUUUGAUGUCCGCGUCGAAGAAGCCUGGAACAUCCAACGCCGCUCGUGCAGCUGCUGCUGCUGCCGCGAAGGAAAAGCCAACGGUUGUUCCUGAAACACAGAAUACACCGCCAGCACCGCCACCAGUAGCAAAGCCUGCCUUCUCAUUCUCUGAGACCAUGGCGAACUUGAAUAAGCCUAAGGAGCGUAGUCCACCAAAGCUAGAAGACGAUAGCCCGCCCGAAACAGACGAAGAGCGCCAAAAACGACUCCGAAAGGAAGCGCGGCGGAAACUUCGAGUCAGCUGGAAGCCAGAUAGUAGUCUCACUGAAGUGCGUUUAUUCACGCAUGACCCAGAAGAGGAGAUUGGCUACGAUGAUAGUAUGAUGCGUGAUGUCGGUGAUGUGGCUGGUGAAGGGAGGACUCUUAAGCUUCACCGCGGCUUGGAGGACUUGGAAGAGGAAGAUGAAGGCUGGAAUGAAGAGUGCUUUACACCUUACACGCCCAUUCCAGUCAUCGACUUUAGUGACCUCUCAGAGGAAGACCGGAACAGGAAUUUCACUAAAACUGGCGGUUCCCAAGUUGCAGAUAGCCCUGAAAGAGUGGCCCAAGUGCAGCGCGAGGCCACAACACUUAGUGUUUUCUACACUUCUCCAACUGAAAUUCCUACCUCUCCGAAGGAACCUCCACCGCCAGACAAUGACGAUGAGCCUUAUAAUCCCCUUGUGCCGUUUGGAGAGCCAGAUCACUUUGUCAGGGCGCGAUCUCAGCGAUACUUCGAUUCCCGCUCCCCCCCUGUCCAGGCUGCUCCACCAGUGAACCCAACAGGACAGUCAACCAGCCAACCUCCCGUCGAGAUAUCGUCGUUACUGAAGAUACUCCAACAAAACCAGCAACCACAGCCGCAACUCCUCCAGCAGCCAUCUAUCCAGCCUAAUGUACCUGACAUACAGCACACUCUCGCCCAAUUUACAGCCAACCCUCAAGUAUCCCAAAUGCAACAGACUUCCCAGCCAGGACAGACCUCUGUUCCGCAAGGUUUGGAUUUCCAAAAAUUGCUGGCUGUGAUGAACGCCCAAAAACAAAUGCAGCAGGCUACCGCGUUUCCCCAGAUUGCCACACCUCAAGCUCCAAAUUUGGCUGCCAUCCUUUCUCAGCUAUCAAACCCUGCUGGACAACUACAGCAGCAACAGCAGCCGCAGCAACAGCAGGAUUCUCAAACAUUCAACCAACAGCAACCAUACUUUGAGGAAGGGGAAAAUAAGCGAGGCUACGAGGGUGAUGAUUCCUACGAUUACAACAAACGUGCCAAGGUCAAAAAACAUGUAAGUUCCGUGCCGAUGGUCCCUUCGCCAUUUGGUACGACAACUAAAGCUGACCGGAUGUAUUGGCCCUAG